Messenger RNA from Aedes aegypti (yellow fever mosquito), 4065 nucleotides. RefSeq names its product cytochrome b5 reductase 4. Gene Ontology annotation, biological process: generation of precursor metabolites and energy; superoxide metabolic process. Gene Ontology annotation, molecular function: oxidoreductase activity; heme binding. The record is from RefSeq and is a predicted model, not a curated record. Gene Ontology annotation, cellular component: endoplasmic reticulum. NCBI's taxonomy places the organism in Eukaryota, Metazoa, Arthropoda, Insecta, Diptera, Culicidae. Bases 605 to 2629 code for a protein of 674 amino acids. The transcript is spliced from 6 exons.
ACAUUCCGCCGCUCAGUACUUUCCUCGUGAUGAUAUGAGCUCGGUCGGUUGAUCCGUCGGACCUAUCCCACGAAUUGGCCCUUCUCGUGUCUUGUGUCAGUGGAGUUCUCCAGCCUUGUUGUCAGUGAUGGUGCUAAAUUUACGCUUAUUUUGAGUUUCCUCCCUUCCUCCGGGGGUGAUAGAUGCCUGGUCUCCCAUUCUGCUUCUGGUGCAAGCGAAACAGAAAACGGAUCGAUUUGACAGCUUCGGGCCAAAGAUUUUCGUUUGAUUUCCUCCGAAUCCGAGUUGUUGCGGAGUAGUAAUCGAAUUCGGACCAACCGCCUGACGGAUGGACGCUAUCCGGUCGUGAUUAUGAAUUAGCAAUGCAACUCAAGUGUGGUUUUAUUACUGCGGCAACGCUUCCGAUUUUGGGAGGUGGCGAAGACGAACGGAGCCGAGAAGGUGGCAAAUGUUAUUGUUUCGAAUCAGUGAUAGCUGCUGGAAGCGUGGUUUAGUCAAUCAUUUAGUGGCAGACUGCUGGUGGGUGAGGGUUUUCAGAGUGCCUUCCAACAGGUGCUGAAGAAUCGCAACGACGACGGGAAAAGCACGCAUCGUCGUUGAAAGUAUGAGCUUUUGUGGGUGGCUGAAAAUAUUCAAACGAAAACAUGCCGUCGGCAGUGAAGAAUCCGAAGAACGGACUAGUGCGAUUGGGAAAAGUUCCUCGAAGGGAGCCACCAGUGCCGGGCGGGGUAAGGGGAGUGGCGGUAGUGAUGUGACGGCGGCCAAUGGCGGUGAGCAGCGUGAUGCGACGAGGUUCAGUUCGGCCAAAGAAAAAGCUAGCGGGAAAAGUGAUGUCGACGAAAGUGAUUUGGAAGAUGAUUAUUGGGCCACGGCAGUGGCGGAGGAUGACGCGAAGGCGGACGGGAGUGAUGAAGGCAACCCGCGGAACAAGACGGCUCUCAAACCGGGUCACUCGUUGAUGGACUGGAUCCGGUUGGGCAAUUCCGGAGCAGACCUAGCGGGAACGGGUGGCCGAGUGAGACCGGUUCAACACUCGGAACUAGCGUCGCACAAUAAACCCGGCGACAUGUGGAUGGCCAUCCGGGGGAAGGUCUACAAUGUGACCAGUUAUUUGGACUUUCAUCCUGGUGGUGUCGACGAGCUGAUGCGGGGAGCCGGCAAGGAUGCCACCAAACUGUUCGACGAAGUGCACGCCUGGGUAAACUAUGAAUCCCUCCUUGCCAAAUGCUACAUCGGGCCACUUCGCAGCACCGGAGUGUUCAAACUAGUCCCGGAAGAACCAGAAGACACCUCUAAAUCACCCAACAGUUCUAUGCCUCCACCACCACCGCCAUCACUUCUGAAGCCACCCACCUCGAGCAACCCUGCGGUAAUUGUUACGCCCAGCACUCCCGCAGUUGAGCCGAAGGUCCUCUCAGCUAUCUCGGUGGUAAGCACUUCCAGCGAAGAUUCCGCCACCAAAUCGUCUCCCGUAGUGCCUCGCUUCGACUGGAUCCAAAAGACGGCCGAAGUCACGUUCAUCUUCUACACCAAAGCGCUCUGCAAUCCGGCCGUCGUUGUGGAGUUCGUCAACAAUCUCGAGUUUAACGUUCGGAUCUUCCUCGAAGGAAACGUCCGCCAUCGGUACCAGUUCCAAGUGGCAAACAACCUUCAGUGGCCUUGCACGGUUCGGCAAUCGCUGGAAGCCGGAAAGGUAGAACUCGUGUUCAACAAGCUCCUGCCGGGUCUCUGGACCAACUACGGUCAAAUGGAGCACGAACAAACGGAAAACUACCCCAUGGAGCUGCACGAGUACGACGUGGCAACACGAAUCGAAAUCACGCACGACUCCUGCGCUCUGCUCCUCCGACCAAAGAACAAUUCCAUCCUGCAAAUUACUCCCAUCGGCCAUCACCUGUCCAUUACGGGAACAGUGGCGGAAGGACAGGUCGUGACGCGUAGCUACACUCCCGUGCCCCACUCCGCCGUCCCCACAGACUGUCCGCCGACAUUCGUUCCGCUGCUGGUGAAAACCUACCCACUGGGAGCCCUCUCCAAGCACCUAACGAGGCCGGUUCCGUUGGCCACUGCGCUCCAGAUCUCGCAGCCCAGUGGGAACUUUUCGCUCGCCAAGCUCAAACAUCACAACCGCAUUGCCUUACUAGCCGCCGGCAGUGGAAUCACGCCGAUGCUAGCCUUACUCUGCUAUCUGCUGGAGCGGAGCAGUAAUAAGAUGGAGUCCGUGAGCCUGCUGUAUUUCAAUAAAACCGAAGCGGAUAUCUGGUGCCGAGAGAUGCUGGAUAAUUUAUGCGCCAAGGACAAAAGACUCACGGUUAAGCACUUCCUUUCGGACGUCGAUUCACCCACCUCGGCGCAACCUUCCGCGCCAGCCGCAGCCGGAGAUAGUCGUCCUUCGACGGCCACAACCGGUGAUGGGGCUGCCAGUGCGGAAGACACCCCAUCGAAAGCAACGACGCUCGAGCGGGGUCGCAUCUCGUUGGCCAUCGUCCAGCAGCUUACUAACGUGGAUUCCCCGCUGGCGGCGAGUUUCGUUUGUCUCUGCGGUCCGAAACCUUUCAACGAGCUGGCCUGUCAGCAUUUGGAGCAAGCCGGCCACAACCCGUCCUAUGUGCACAGCUUUCAAGGUUGAAAUGGUGGUUCGGGGGGGAUGGUAGGUAUUAUACACAUUUUAUGGCGACUGUAUUCGGGGUACCGUAAAAUGGGGUAUCUUUGAUAAUGCUUGCUAGAAUGAUCUUCUAAAGGAUACGAAGCCGUUGACUACAAGGUCAGUGCCGUCGAGCGCUCUUGUGAGAGCAUCGCAACUAAGUCGUACGGCUGAUCAGGGCCCCUUCUCCAAUAUUCAUUGACGUUUCUUUUUUUUUUUUUUGAAGAAUAAACAUUAUGUUUUCAAUAAAAAAAAAAUACUGAAAUCGUUGAAAACAAAUUUUGUUUACUGUUUGACUGAAAAAAAUUCAUUUUUUGUUGAACACCCGUUACAAACUAACCUUGUUGAGAAAUUUUAUAAUUUGAAAUCAUAAUAAGACUUUCAAAAACUAGGAAACCUUGAAUAUCUUUGAUGCAAAAGAAAUGUUCAGCAUCAUUGAGGGUAUUAGUAAUUCCGUUACAAACUGGAAAAAAUCGGUCUAAAAUUACGGUACCCAUUAUCAAAAUUACCCCAAAACUGAAAAUCGACUUUGGAUUUUAUGAAAAUUUCGUUUUAAAUAAUGCGUUAUGUAAUCGGCAAACGAUAACUUCUGGUAUCUCAGUUUUAAAAGUAUAAAAUAAAAAUCCUUAAGAUAGAAAUAUUCAAAUACUCUUCCAGAAAUCGAUCAAAGUUACCCCGUUCUACGGUGCCAUAAAAGUGACAAAAGUAAUUAGUGCAUCCAAAUAGGUCGUACUCUUCUUUUAUGUGUAUAUUUGUUCCCAUUAAAGCAGUAAAUAGGCAUCAACAUGAAAUAGACAAUUUCCAGCGGUAAUGAAAGCUACCAAAGCUAAACAUAAAACAACGGGAAUACCGAACGAUUACCAUAACUCACGAAACUAACAAAUGCAAACACGCUUUCGAUCGUAAAUUUCCCACCAUGGAGCACUGUCCGAGGUGGAAAUAGAUAGACAGGUUUUUUUUUCUACUGAAAUUAAAUGGGAAAUAGAUAAUUGAUUGCGAUGGUCACUUUGCUGUGGGUAGUUGCCUAGCAGUAAUGGAUUCUAGGAGACGUGAAGGAAGCAGAACAAUUUGAAUAUUACACUAGUCGAUGAUACCGAUGGGUUUUGUUCACUUCCCCCAGCAAUACCUUCCGUUAAUAUUCAUGAAAUUAUUCAAGUAUUCCAGAGACUUUUUCGAGAAUUCAACAAAGAACCUUUGAAGUGUAAAGAUAAUGAAGUAUUUCUUCAAAAAGUCCUAGCGGUAAUCCAUCAAGAACACAGAGGUUCGAGGCCCCUAAAAGAUGAAGUCUCGAAAAACUAUAUUUUUGUUGGAAACUAUUUAUUAAAUAGCAAUUUAUCAUUGACUUGUGUAGUAUUGCUUUAUUUCAUUCGAGACAUGGAAAACUACCAAAAAAACAAUAUUUACAACGCUUUCUAUCAAAC